Messenger RNA from Plenodomus lingam JN3, 255 nucleotides. The record is from RefSeq and is a predicted model, not a curated record. Lineage: Eukaryota; Fungi; Ascomycota; Dothideomycetes; Pleosporales; Leptosphaeriaceae.
AUGGUCGGUCAAGCCUUUGCGCUACCACACCGUCGAGAGUUGGCCUUUGGUUGUACCGCCUCUGAAACGCCAACGAGCAAAUCGGAAGACCGGACUCUAGCGAGCAACGCCUCCCGCUUGCUCUUUCGCAGGACGCGUCUUCAUUGCUUCCGUGGUUUGUCCGAAGCUGGUCUUGGCUCGACUUUGUCUUAUCAGCUACCAUGCCAGCAGCCCAUCCGCGUCCUUCACCUCACAGCAGAUAUCGAAAUCAUCUAA